UUUCCAUGUCACAGACGUUACCCCACUGUCGAAACGCGAGCAAAGACCUUCAAUGGAUCAACACACGUGACUGUGCCAGACGACAGUGCUUUUCUUAAAGCCUUGCUUUUUGAACUUAGACUCACGGAUCAGAAUUUUGUGGAAUAUCGAGAUACCUGUACUCGCAUCAAUAAGUCGUCGGUAUAUGCGGUGCGCACUGAUGGAGGGGACCUCUGGCCUGUGCUUGCUUUUCAGAAGAGUGGUCUGAUCUAUGUGUGUCUUCCACUGGUGGAGCAGGCCUUGAAGCCGCGGCCCCCCCUCCUUAGCAUUAGUGGGAUCUCGCAAGGACUUGAUCUUUUGUCAGGCAUUCUGGACUUUGUCUCUCCUAGUCGGAAAAAUGAAGCUGAGUUGAAUGCAAAAGUAGGCCAGCUUCGAAAUUUGCUUCUACAGGCCUGUCCUCUUGGCACCCCCUUACAAACAAAUUUACGCAGCUUAAACAGCUCAUUUGAUGACAUUCAGGAUAUUUCUACAAAUCGUGAUCCGAGGCAACCAGCUUGGAGAACCAACACAUAUAAAGGCAAACCGCACGUUAGUGUUUGCAUCACAGAAAAAGUCAAGUGUAUGCAGUAUGACAAAAGAGAUGUCGUGGACAUGUGGCAAGUUUAUGGAACUGUAGCUUGCAAGUGUGAUAUAGAGGGAGCUGCACCAAAUGUAACCCUCAGUUUGAAUCUCCCUACUAAUGGCUCUCCGCUCCAAGACAUCCUGGCCCAUCCUUGUGUGACUUCCCUUGACUCUGCCAUGCUCAUGUCCAGCAGUGUGGAUGCGCUGGAUGAUUCUGCGUUUAGUGGACCUUACAAAUUCCCUUUCAUUCCUCCGUCGGAUUCAUUCAACUUGUGUUCCUACACUUCCCAGGUGCCUGUUCCACCAAUUUUGGGACGUUAUCAGCUGAAUGAAGAGGGAUCACAGUUAAAAUUAUCAAUUAAUUUAAAGCUUCAUGAAAGUAUAAAGAAUGCUUUUGAGUACUGUGAAGCUCGUAUACCUUUUUUUAACAGGGGCCCAAUCACUCACUUAGAAUACAAAGUUAGUUAUGGCCAACUGGAUCUAUCACGAGAGAAGAGCUUAGUGGUUUGGGUCAUAGGACCAAGGUUCCCUAAGUCUUUGGAAAUUUCUCUUACUGGAACUGUGACUUUUGGCGCUAUAGGUGAAGAGCACCCAACUGAUCUCAUUUGCACUGGGAACACUGCUUAUGUAAAACUGUAUUUUAGGAUCCCAGACUUCACGCUUACCGGAUGUUACGUAGACCAGCAUUCUGUUCAGCUCUUUUCACCAGGAAAACCAAAAAUUAAUGCAUCCCGGGAACUGAUUUCUUCUGAUUACUACAUCUGGAAUUCCAAAGCAUCGGCACCUAUCGUGUACAAAACCUUAUUUACUAAUGAAUGAUUUUUGUAUUUAAGCAAAAAAGACAGCUAAUGAAAGUAAUGUCAGUGAUACAGUAAAAAUAAAUUUGCUGCAGCA
Molecule: messenger RNA, 1494 nt
Organism: Struthio camelus australis
Lineage: Eukaryota; Metazoa; Chordata; Aves; Struthioniformes; Struthionidae
Source: RefSeq, a predicted model, not a curated record